This is a messenger RNA of Rubroshorea leprosula, 2112 nucleotides long. Lineage: Eukaryota; Viridiplantae; Streptophyta; Magnoliopsida; Malvales; Dipterocarpaceae. The record is from the annotation of a GenBank genome assembly.
CUUUAAAACUAAAUUGAAAUUUCUUUAGAACAGUCAGUAAAGGAGGCAACUUUACCUUACCCAUUUCCAGGAAAACUUGAAUUUCAACUUUGUUUCACAUUUCUGAUGACCGUAAGGUAACUAUUUGAGUGAAAAAGAGUUGUGGGUAUGAUGCAAAAUUCAAGUUUACAGGGAAAUACAGGCGGUGCCACCGCCAACAGGGAGAGCGGGGAGGAAGGUGGUGAUGAUGGGUUAGGGGAGAUAGGGGGAGUGAAAACUGAAGUUAGUGACCGGAAUUUUGCGGGCAAUCGGUGGCCGCAGGAAGAAACGUUGGCUUUGUUGAAGGUAAGGUCGGAGAUGAGCAGUGCGUUUAGGGACCCCGGUGUCAAGGCUCCUCUUUGGGAAGAGGUUUCCAGGAAAUUGUCUGAGCUUGGAUAUAACCGCAGUGCAAAGAAAUGCAAGGAGAAGUUUGAGAACAUCUACAAGUACCAUAGGAGAACCAAAGAAGUUCGAUCCUGUAGAUCAAACGGGAAGGCUUAUAAGUUUUUUGACCAAUUAGAAGCUUUAGAGGAUCAUCAUUCUUUACUUCCACCACCAUCUUCUGAUGAAAAAAUGAACUUUGAAGUUCAACCUAUAAGUAUUUUCUAUGAUGCUAUCCAAUGUUCUGCGCAGAACCUUGCCUCAGAUUUCAAUGAUGCUUCUACUUCAACUACCUCAUCAAGCAGGGAAUUGAUUAGAGCACAAAAGAAGAAGAGGAAAUUGGUGGAUUUUUUUGAGAGGUUGAUGAGGCAAGUGAUAGAGAAGCAAGAGAAUUUUCAGAAGCAAUUUUUGGAGGCAAUGGAGAAGCGUGAAAAGGAUAGGAUAGCUAGAGAGGAAGCAUGGAGAAUAGAAGAGUUGGCUAGGAUUGAGAGAGAACGUGAGCUUUUGGUUCAAGAGAGAUCAAUUGCAGCAGAAAAGGAUGCUGCUGUGCUUGCACUUCUACAAAAGUUUUCAGGGCAAUUAGGCUCAGUGCAAUUGCCCGAGAACCCACUUCCAGUGGAGAAAGUUGUUGAGAGGCAAGAAAAUAGUAAUGGUGGCGAAAGUUACAUGCCCAUGGGUUCUUCUCGGUGGCCUAAGGAUGAAGUGGAGGCUUUGAUAAGAGUAAGAACUGAUCUUGAAUUGCAGUAUCAAGGAAAUGGACCUAAAGGCCCUCUGUGGGAGGAGAUAUCAACAAGAAUGAAAAGGCUUGGUUACAAUCGUAGUGCAAAGAGGUGCAAGGAGAAAUGGGAAAAUAUGAACAAGUACUUCAAGAGGGUAAAAGAAAGCAACAAGAAAAGGCCUGAGGAUUCAAAAACAUGCCCUUAUUUUGAGCAGCUAGAUGCUUUAUACAAAGAGAAGAGUACGAAGAUUGAUGGUUUUGUUAAUUCUGGUUAUGAAUUGAAGCCUGAAGAACUCUUAAUGCAUAUGAUGUCUACACCAGAGCAACAACAACCAGAGUCAGCAGCAGACAACAGGGAAAGUGAAAAAGUUGAUCAGAAUCAUGAAGAAAAUGGAAACAAUGAAGAGGAAGGAGAUAUUUAUCAAAUAGUAGUAAAUAAUCCUUCUCCAAUGGAAAUUAUUGGAUGAUGAGAAUAUCCUGAUCUUUGUUUUGGGAGGUAAAUUACUUGCUCCUAAAUUUUGAGGGUCAGUGUCUAUGUGGGGGCGAAAUUCCAGUUCCUUAUAGCUGGUUUUCAUACCGGAUGGAAGCAUCAGUUGGGUACUAAUUCAUACCCAGGAAAAAAAAAUUCUAUCUACAUGUAAACGUCGAUGACUUGUGGUGUAAACAUGUGAGAUAGGGGAAGUCGAAAAAGAGGGAGGAUGGUGUGUGUAGUAUAUGUUAAUACUUACUGUUCUUCAAAGGUUAGAUAUUCCCAGGUAUGCAAAGGUGGGAAAUUGUUGAUUGUUUUUGUAUUAGUCAAUGUAAGACCACCAGCAGCAGUAACUCUGCAAUGAAAGGUUUGCAAUUCUUGGCUUAAGUAACUCUACAAGUACCCAAUUACCUCACCUGUAUGCCAAUGGCAAUAUGAUUUGCAAGGAAAAAGAUUGGACAUCAUAUCUGUGCAUCUCUAUUUGCAUGGUUCAUAUUUAUGAUUCUUGCCCAAGCUUUCCCUCGAU